Heterocephalus glaber (naked mole-rat) is the source of this 6900-nucleotide messenger RNA. NCBI's taxonomy places the organism in Eukaryota, Metazoa, Chordata, Mammalia, Rodentia, Bathyergidae. The record is from RefSeq and is a predicted model, not a curated record.
UGCCGGCCUGGCCCGGGGGGCGGGCGGGAACCCGGGCUGGGGAUCCGAGGGUGGGAGUGCUGCGUGGACUCGCGGUCCAGCCGGGGAAAACUGGGGCGCUGAGGGCUGGACACCACCCCCCCUGCCCAACUUGGGGACCUUCGGGGCAACUUCCCCGGUGCCAGCGCCUCCCUCGGUUCCCCGACUCAAGCUGGCGGCUCCCACCCGAGGGAUCGUAGGUGUAGGGGAGAGCGACAGUCUUGGGGUCCUGAGCGCGGCCCUGCCCAGCGCAAUCCUUCGGGUGCCCAGGACUGAGCCCCACCAGGAUUCGGCCAACCGGCCGCGCCCUCGGGUUGGGCGAAACGGGAGGACCCGCGGGGGAUGAGCAGGCGGAGUGCGCCUUUUAGGGUGGGGGUGACCGCGGUGCCAACACCGCGGGGCGGGGUAGGGGGCGGGGCCGGGCUCGACCCAGGGAACCCUGCAGCAGCGUGGGCCGGAGCAGCGUGGGGGCUCUAGCUGGGGCGCACCCUGAGCCCGGGGAAUCCUUUCAAGUUCUGGGUCCCCUUUGUUGCGCAGUGGAACCCCGGGGCAGCGCGGCCUCAUUGGCCUGGGACCAUGACGUCACGGCCUGGCCCCGCCUGACUUUUGAGGGAUCCUAGGGGGCCCUGGGAGAGUCGCACCUGCUGUGGACUCCUCCUUGGGUCUUGGGUCGGGCAUGCUGCGCGCUCCUGGCCCUGGAGAUGGGGCCCUCGUCCUGGAAAUGCUUCCCGGGUGGUGGGAGCAGGAUGGGAGGGAACUGGCCCCAACCGGCUCCCAGUGCCUGCGGGUCCCCAAGAAUCGGGACCAGCAAGUGUGCGUGUGCGAUGAGUGCACGCGUGUUACCAGCCUGGAGGUAGAGGGGCGCGCAGCUCCCACGGCCAGUCCCUGUCACGCUGCACCUAGAGAGAGACCUGGCUUCACCCCAUCCCAGACCACACUGCCCGGGAGCCCUGGGUCCUGACCUGGCCUUCUUUCCUGCCGUGUCCCCAGACAGUAGGAUCUGCCCUGCAGGGAGGAGGCUCAGAAAGAUCCCUCACUUCUAGGAAGGGACAAUGCUGUGCUCCCCAGCACUUUAGUUGGAGAGGCCAGGAGGUGGGUGUUGGGCUGGCAGGGUGUAGAUCCUGGCUCAGGCACAGGAUGGCGUAAGCAAAUGGCCUUACCUCUGGAUCACCUUUAACAGGGAUGUGCAGGCCAGGCCUGGUGCUGCUGGCCUGUAAUCCCCUGAUUUAGGAGGCUGAGGCAGGGGGACUGCUGCAAGUUGAAGGCUCGCCUUGGACUGUGUCUCAAACAAAAAACCAAAAAUAAAUAAAUAAAUGAAUAAAGAAAGAAAUGAAAUAGGCAUGGCAGGAGAACCCAUCACACAGCGUUGCCAGAGACACGGAUGAGGAGUGGGGCUGUUCGCAGGAAUGUGGUUCCUCCGUCUCCCUGUCCUGCUGCAAGGCUCCCUGAGGCCAGACCAGGGGAAGAGCUGGCACUGGGCAGUGUUGUGCUAGGGCAAGCCCAUGGUGCCUCCUCCCACCCUGCACCACUACUGAGCACAGGACCAGGUGGGCUGGCCUGGGCCAAGUCUCGGGGGUAGGUAGAACCUGAGUGGGCAUCCGAGGGAAGGCCUCCCACGGCACACCGAUGGCCAGGGCAAGUAGCAGUGAUGCCCGUCAGGUCUUGCUGGGUCCAAUUUGCUGCUGGAUAACAUGGAGUCACCAGGGCCUGCAGCCUCUGCCCACUCUCAAGCCCUGCAGGUUGCCAGGCACACCGAAGGCUGGCACAGCCCUGUGGCACCUCUCCUUGUGAGGCCAUGCCACCCUGGGUCCCGGUCUGGGUGAGCAUGUGUCCACCUGAGGUCUGAGCUCACCCUCACCUCCAAGUUUAGGGUCUCGGCCCUUGGCAGGCAUUUACUGAGCACCUACUGUGUCCAGACUGAAUCCUCCUGUGGGUCGGGGCACAAAGUGGGGGUCCCUGAGUCUCCCAGGGGAGUGGGCAGGCCAAAAGAACACCAGACAAGAUAAGCAGGGGCUGCCUCCCACCUGGCCGGAGAGCGUCCCUGUCCCUGCCCCAGAGCUGGGGGGUGGGGGGCGACCGUUGAUCAACACCACACUCAACACCACAGUGGCUUCUCCAUUCCCAGCUCUCAUCCUGGGCGACCCUGAGGCUGUGCCUGGUGUGGGAGCCUGUGAGUGGGGGGCACGGAGAGGGGACCAGUGAGUCGAAACAGGAUGAGAAGGGCUGAGUACCUGUCAUCAAAGCAACAGCGGGCCUCACUUGGCCUUGUCCCCAUGGCACCCACUGCAGCCCGUGUCCAGCCAAGGGUUGCCAGGCUGGAAGAGGGAGGAGGGAAGGAAGGGCCUGCCACCCCGCCCUCCGAAGGAUGGGGCGCCUUCCCCAGCCUGUGCCCCUGCCCAGAAGUCUGUGUCCCCACCUCACAUCGGAAGGUACUGGCAGCCGCUGUGGGGGGGUCAGGCUUUGGGCUCCAGGCUGUGUCCUGGCCUGUGCUGCCCAGGCCACCCAUGGCAUGAUCCUGACUUUAGAAACUUGGGGUCUGUCCACCCAGCUCCCCUGUGGCAGCAGUGUUACAGUGCCAUUAUAGAGUAGGACACAUUGACAGUGCAGGGACCUUGCCCAAGCACACAGCCAGUGCUGGAGCUUUACCCCUGGCCUGUGGCUGUGCCAGGGUUGUGCAUGGGAAGGCCAGCUGGAGUCUGACAGGAUAAAGCCUGCACCCUCCCUGGCAGCAGGGCAUAAGGGGCAAUCUGGAAAGGGAAAGGGAGGUUUGGGGCCUUCAUCCGCCCCAGCCUGGCCUUAUCUGCCAAAUGAGGUGGCAUAACUGAGGGCAGAAAUCCCUGCCACGUCCACUGGAGAGGCCUGGCGUGUACUCCUCCAGGAUUUGGAAAUAUCUGUCAGUGAGAGGUUUUGCUGUGGCACAGGGCCAGGGCACAUGUGAGGCAGAAGUGACCCUUUGGCUGGGCACACACCUGUAGUCCAUCUGUUUGGGAGACUGAGACAGGAGAAUCACAAGUUCAAGGCCAGCCUGGGCAACUUAGUGAGACCUGUCUCGAAGUAAAAAAUAAAAAGGGCUAGGGAUGGAGCUCGGUGGUAGAGUGGCCCAAGGUUUAAUCUUCACUACAGGGGGAAAAAAAGCACAACAGUAUCCCACUGGGCCUGCCCCUGCCUGGCCUGAGUGUGCAGGUGACCUGGAAUAAGGCCUGGGUGAGGAGUGGGCACCCUAUACAGACUCCCCCUGAGGGCUGAGGCCAUGCACAGGGAGCUCCAGAGGUAGCCAGAGACAGCAGGACCAGGCAGGAAGUGGCCCAAAGUUCCAGUGCUGGAUUCGGAGGGGACUCACUGAGGGCUCAUGCCCUGCUCCUCAGCUUCCCGGGCUCCCUGGUGUCCCCGAGCCGCCACCUCCAAAGGCUGCUGCUCUGUGAUGACGAGGAGGAUGCCUUGGGCCACCUGCCUGCUCCCUUCUGCACCAUGGGGGAUGAGCGGCGGCUGCCUGGCAGUGCAGUGGGCUGGCUGGCGUGCGGAGGCCUCUCCCUGCUGGCCAACACCUGGGGCAUCCUCAGUGUGGGUGCCAAGCAGAAGAAGUGGAAGCCUCUGGAGUUCCUGCUGUGCACGCUCGCAGCCACCCACAUGCUCAACAUGGCGGUGCCCAUCGCCACCUACGCCGUGGUGCAGCUGCGGCGGCAGCGUCCCGACUACGAGUGGAACGAGGGCCUCUGCAAGGUCUUUGUGUCCACCUUCUAUACCCUCACCCUGGCCACCUGCUUCUCCGUCACCUCCCUCUCCUACCACCGCAUGUGGAUGGUGCGCUGGCCAGUCAACUACCGGCUGAGCAACGCCAAGAAGCAGGCAGUGCACACAGUCAUGGGCAUCUGGAUGGUGUCCUUCACCUUGUCCGCCCUGCCCGCUGUCGGCUGGCACGACACCAGUGAGCGCUUCUACACCCACGGCUGCCGCUUCAUUGUGGCUGAGAUUGGCCUGGGCUUCGGCGUCUGCUUCUUGCUGCUGGUGGGCGGCAGCAUGGCCAUGGGUGUGGUGUGCACUGCCAUCGCCCUCUUCCAGACGCUGGCCGUGCAGGUGGGGCACCGGGCCGACCGCCGCACCUUCAUGGUGCCCACCAUCGUGGUGGAGGAUGCACAGGGCAAGCGCCGCUCCUCCAUCGACGGUUCGGAGUCAGCCAAGACCUCACUGCAGAUCACGGGCCUGGUGGCCACCAUCGUGGUCGUCUAUGACUGCUGCAUGGGCUUCCCUGUGCUGGUGGUGAGCUUCAGCAGCCUGCGGGCCGACGCCUCCGCACCCUGGAUGGUGCUGUGUGUGCUCUGGUGCUCCGUGACCCAGGCCCUGCUGCUGCCUAUGUUCCUCUGGGCCUGUGACCGCUACCGGGCGGACCUCAAGGCUGUCUGGGAGAAGUGCAUGGCCCUCAUGGCCAAUGAUGAGGACUCGGACGACGACACCAGCCUGGAGGGUGGCAUCCCCCCAGACCUGGUGCUGGAGCGCUCCCUGGACUACGGCUGUGGAGGUGACUUUGUGGCCCUGGACAGGAUGACCAAAUAUGAACUGUCUUCCCUGGAGGGGACCCUGCCCCAUCUCUACCCACUUCGGCCCCUGCAGGAGGACAAGAUGCAGUACCUGCAGGUCCCGCCCACGCGGCGCUCCUCGCACGACGACGACGCGGACGCAUGGGGCCUGCAGCCGCGCUGGGGCUCUGGAGAGGACCUGGCGGCGCUGGCGCUGGCGCGGCUCGUGCUGCCCGCCGGACUCCCCGGUCGCCGCGGCAGCCUGCGCGCCUUCGCCGAGGACGCGCCCCCGUUCCGCGGGCGCCGCCGCUCCGCCGAGAGCCUGCUGUCGCUGCCCGCCCCAGACGGGCCCCCGCGCCGCGCCCACGACUCGCCCCCCGCCAGCCCGCGCCGCCGCCCGGGGCCCGGCACGCGCUCCGCCUCGGCCUCUUUGCUGCCCGACGCCUUCGCACUCACCCUCUUUGAGCGCGAGCCGCACGCCCUGCGCCGCCAGCCCGCCGUGCCGCCCGGCCACGCCCCCUCCUUCCCUGCUCCCCCGCCUCCCGGCCACGCCCCCACGCCCCCUGGCGCCCCCGGCGCACAGCGCAGCCCCGGCCCGCGCCGCUGCGCGCGUGCGCACACCAGCCCGCUGCAGACCGGCCUGAGCGCGUCGUGGGGCGAGCCCGGAGACCUGCUAGAGGCAGGCGCUGGCGGCAGCACCAGCAGCUUCCUGAGCUCGCCCUCAGAGUCCUCAGGCUACGUCACGCUGCACUCAGACUCACUAGGCUCUGCGUCCUAGGGCGCGGUCACCAGGCCAUCCACAGGGACCACAGCAUCAAAGAUGCCACCUCUGCCCCACGCACCGCGCGCAGAAAUGUACCACCCGACCCGGGGGUGAGGAAGCAAGGGCCUCGGCGCCGCUUUUUGGUUCCUCCCUGCCGCUGUUUUCUGGAGAGACGAUGGCCGCCCUAGAAGACCACAGUAGGCACGGACCAGCUGGGCGCGCCCAGGCAGAGGGCAGAUGGCCUUGGGUACUGAAUGGCAUCUGCUCGUCGGCUGCACCCUGAGCAGCUGGGCCCGGGUGCAGCGGAGCCUGGGACAGGGCCACCGUCAGAACAGAGCCCACCUGGAACCAGAAGCCACUGGAGUGUCUGCAGCUUUCCACUCUGCCAGGGGUGCAGGGGGCGUCUUUUAAGCACAGGGGUUUUCAGGGCCCAGACAUGCUCUCUAAGCGGGUCCUCAGGGCUGUGACUUGCUCUGCCUCAGUUUCCCUAUCUGUGAGGAGCAGGUGACCAUGUUAUCUCAGGGCUGUUGGAAGAAGCCUCAUGUCCAUGUGCUCUGGCCUCUGAGUGGACCAAGAGUGCAAGGUCCUGAGACCCUCUGAGGGUCCCUCGUGAAGGUCAGUCUUCAGCAUGUGGCCCCUCUCCCUGUCCCUUGCUCCCUCCCCCCCCAUUCACUCCAGCCCAGUUUAGCACAACACUUGCACCAUCAAUAGCUCUGCGCUCACCAUUGUUAGUGACCCCACAUUUACUACCUGCCAUUGUUGCCUGUUCCCCUAUGUGGCCACCUCUGUGACUCCCACCACAAAGGCCGUGGGUCCACAGUGCAGAAGGUUCAGCAAAGGGGAAGUGAGUUCCUUACCCCAGUGUCCAAGGCCCACCCUCCACUCCCUGGCAGGAUUGCUCUUUGCUGUCCCUCCUGGGCAGACCCACUGCAGCCCUGGGUUCUGCCCUGGGCCUGGGUCUUUCCAGGCAAAGGAGAGGCCCAGAAAUAGCUGUGGCCUUGAGAUGGAGAAACCCCAUUGUAACCAUGCAUUGCCCCCUUGAUGUGGAGACCCGGAGCUGGUCUGGGGCCAGCCAGAGCCACCGUGUCCUGUGUCCUCUGCCCUGGAUGGCCUGCCCCAUCUCACUCUCCAGGCAGGGCUCCAUUUCCCGAGGACGCCCCUCAACUCAACUUCUGUGGGCUAACUGGGGGAUGAGCUGGCCACAGGUGAACAAGGCAGGGGUCUGCAGUCCAGUCCCCGCCAUGGGAGGGGCCGGCCUUGGCCAGUGCUGCUGUGCCUUCACAUGGGGAGAGGCCACCAGCUAGCCAAUGUGUCACCUUCUUUGUGUAUAUCAUAUGCAAGGCAAUACUUGCAGUGGGGACGUUGUUUCCCCCAAAUCACCCCAGCCCUGGUUUUUAUGGGAUUUAGCAGGGACCUGGGGCACUCUCCCACACUUUGUCUAGUCUCCAGGCCUGGUUAUAAGGAGCUUAGCCGAGGACUUCCCGGGAGGGAGCUCCGUCGACACACCACCAGCCAGCCUGGAGCCAGGGAUCCGUUCGUAGUUUUUUGACAACUGACCAUUUCUCUUCUGUACAGGACAGGAUAAAAACUUCCUUAUGAUUUGCA